AUGAUUCUUAGCCCAAUACUCCAGUUUAGGAAAGAGCUCAGUUCACCCAGGGAAAGUGUGCGAGUUAGGCUGGCAAGUAUAAAUCUAGCUCUCCAAGCAUGUCCUACUGAAAGUAUGACUCCGUGGUUUGGCCCGUACUUCUGCUACGAUACCAGUGGCGCCUACGCAAAUGAUACUUCGUCAAUGGAGAUUGACUUCUCAACAGGCUCGAGUUCAACGCUACUUGCGAAAUCCUAUAUGGGUCGUAUUCCGCUCGCAUUUAGAAUGCAGAGAAUUAAGCGGUUCGGAGACAUCUGCCAUACCCUGGCUUUCACGGUGGCUGAGGUAGACGCCCAGUCGGAGAAGAACGGCAUAGCGGUUGCAAUUAUGGAAGGUGUAAUUAAGGUCACCAGACUCACCAUAUCGGGUGCUGCUACUCUCGAGAUUUUCAAUUUCCUCCAGCAAUCCAAGGGCAUUCUUCAUCAAUAUGGUCUAUUGGAGGAUGAAUGCCCCAACACUGAACAAGGCCCAAGCAUCCUCGAUGAACCAAUAAAAUUUCUAUCAUCCUCAUUGCGAAAACUCUACAUUACGGCUACUUGUGCGCACCAGUUCAACCUCAAUGAGGAUCUCAAGCUGGCUCGCCUUAUAUCUGGAAGGAUUUCGUAUGGAGAGCGGACGCCGCGAGGGUCCAAAACGACCAAAGUGCCCAUUCCAGCCCAGCUAGGACAGGUAGUUGUGCCAAUGCGACUCGUAUUUCGGAGGCGCAUUAUGUUCUUUCAUCAAGGUCCUGACCACUUGGAUUUGGUGGGUUGGAGCGGAGGGGAGGGGGGACGAUAG
Lindgomyces ingoldianus is the source of this 816-nucleotide messenger RNA. RefSeq lists its product as uncharacterized. Bases 1 to 816 code for a protein of 271 amino acids. Lineage: Eukaryota; Fungi; Ascomycota; Dothideomycetes; Pleosporales; Lindgomycetaceae. The record is from RefSeq and is a predicted model, not a curated record. The transcript has 7 exons.